Messenger RNA from Quercus lobata, 3624 nucleotides. Its product is annotated as Protein kinase superfamily protein. Gene Ontology annotation, molecular function: protein serine/threonine kinase activity; ATP binding. The record is from RefSeq and is a predicted model, not a curated record. The coding region runs from base 693 to 3530 and encodes 945 amino acids. Gene Ontology annotation, biological process: protein phosphorylation. NCBI's taxonomy places the organism in Eukaryota, Viridiplantae, Streptophyta, Magnoliopsida, Fagales, Fagaceae. The transcript is spliced from 15 exons.
UCCCAAUUUGUAAUGAAAUCCAAAACCCUUUGCAAAAUUUCCUACUCUUUCUCUGUGGGCUAUCCUACUCCCUUUGGUGCAAGACCUCUCUUCUUACGUGUCACAACCACCUUCAUCCUACACUUGUACUCUCUAUACAAAAAGCUCUGCAUUCACUAUCCUCUUCGCUCUUCUCCCUUCUAUAUAUAUUAACAUUUUUCCCACCCUUUUGUGCUUAAAAUAUCAGCCAAAACCAAAACAAAACAAAAACAAAGUCUCACAAAACCCAUUUCCAGUCUCUCUCACAUUUCUAUACCACCGCCCUUUCUACCUAACAGGAAUCCUUCAUUUUUAUCCUCUUUUUUUUUUUUAAUGUUAUUACUUCCUUCCUGAUAAGCUUUUUCUGUUUGGCUUGGCGGUUUUCCAAUUCCGAUUUAGCCCAAAAAAACAAAAAAAAAAAUUUUGAUUCUCUUUCUUGCUUUACGGCAAAGCUAGUUGUGUAAAAAGAUUUCGUUGUACGGCGCAGCUUGCAAAUGCGCUUUCUCUCUAAAACCGGUCAUUUUUGUGAAAAUAGAUUCUCGGGAAUUUGUAUUCACUCAGCGUCCGAUUUUCCGUUUCCAUGGAUAUGUGCAGGUUGAGAGAGAGAGAGUCAACGAAUUAGCGAGCGAGCGCGUGAGCGAGUGAUCCUGUGAGACCCGUGAAGAGAAAUCAAAAUGCCUCACAGAACCACUUACUUUUUCCCGAGGCAAUUUCCAGACCGUGGACUUGAGCCAGCCUCAUCGUCACCCAAACAAGUCUUAGAUCACGAAAAGCAAAAAAUCAUCAACAACUCAUUCAGCACCACCAUCACCGCAAGCAAAAGCAGCAAAAGCGCUUUCGUCGUCGAAAGUGACAGAAACGAUGAUUUCACGAGCGACGAUGUGGACACCUUUCUUUCUCAUCAAACCAAGAGCAAGAAAAAGCAACAGUUCGCUGCUUUUUGCGACUGGUUAGUUGAGAAGAAGACCGAGCUUCGAUCCAAUCUUCACGUGAAUAAUAACAACAACAACAACAAUAAGUCUUCGUUUUCAUGUGACGAAGAUCAAGAUCGCAAUGAUCGCGAGCUUUUGCUAUCACCACAACCACAACCAGAGCAGGAGCAGCAGCAGCCACGUGGCAUUGAGAGGAGCUUGGAGCUGUUGGAUCGGCAAGUUUCGCUGCCGAGGCUUUCGAGUACCGAUGAGAGCAGUUACGCUGGGAGCUUGUUCUCUGGAACGACGACGUUUGAUGGGAACUUGUCGUCGAGCGCGAGCGGUGUUAAGGACUCGACGAAGGAAGAAGAGGAGGAGGUGGUGGUGGUGGUGGUGGAGGAUACUAAGGAGGAGAGUUUGGCUCAGAGAGCGAAGCAAAGUUACUACUUACAGGUUUCGUUGGCUAAGAGACUCGGUGCUCAGGCUGGUCUUGCUUGUCAAAUGCCUGCGGUUGUGGAUGAGAGUAGCACUGGACCUCAAGUUUCAGAUGCUGAAACUGUUUCCUAUCGUCUCUGGGUUAGUGGUUGCUUGUCUUACACUGAUAAGAUAUCAGAUGGUUUCUAUAACAUAUUGGGAAUGAAUCCAUAUGUGUGGCUGAUGUGCAAUGAUGUGGAGGAAGGUAGUCAGUUGCCACCAUUGAUGUCGCUUAAGGAAGUUGAUCACAAUGAGACAUCCAUGGAGGUGGUUCUUGUUGAUAGACGCGGGGACUCUCGGCUUAAAGAACUUGAAGAUAAGGCACAAGAACUGUAUUGUGCUUCAGAGGAUACCUUUAUGUUGGUGAAGAAGCUAGGCAAACUUGUUGCUAUUUACAUGGGGGGCACUUUUCCAGUGGAGAAUGGAGAUCUCCACUUGCGCUGGAAAUUGGUCAGCAAGAGAUUGAGGAAUUUUCGGAAAUGCGUUGUGCUCCCUAUUGGCAGUCUAUCUAUGGGACUUUGCAGGCAUCGUGCAAUUCUUUUCAAGAAGUUGGCAGAUUACAUAGGUUUGCCAUGUCGGAUUGCUCGGGGCUGCAAGUACUGUGUGGCUGAUCAUCGCUCUUCUUGUCUUGUCAAAAUUGAGGACAAUAAGCAGUCCUUAAGGGAAUAUGUAGUUGAUCUAGUUGGGGAACCAGGAAAUGUUCAUGGUCCAGAUUCCUCAAUCAAUGGAGGAUUGCUUUCUUCAGUGCCUUCACCAUUACAAAUUUCUCAUCUAAAAGAAUUCCAGCAACCUCAGGUGGACAGUGCAUCAUAUUGUCAAAUUCUAAACUCAGAGGAGCAGACGUGUGCUCCUAAAAAUCCUUUAUUUUUAGGUUGCGGGGAAGAAUGUACACAAAUAAUGGAAUCUUCUCUGGCACCUUUCGAGGAAUCAUCUCUGACACCUUUUAAGUUGGAAGGGAAUGCUGAGAAUUUCAUACUUAACCGGCCAACUUUGCAAUCUUCCCAGGGCAGUAUUUCUGAAUCUCUGGAUUCUGCUCCUGAGCAAAUCUUACAUGAAUUUUCUAGGCUUAGUGUUGGUGAAGACAAAGUUAUGAUCAAGCAAACUAACACAGAACAGAUAUUUGUACCUGGAAGUCCAGUUAUAAAAAACAGUGUCAAGCAACCAAAAGGCAGCUUAUUGAGUGAGUCAGAUCUGAAGGAUGUUGAUAGAAGACUUGUUAAACAAGGGAAAUUUCCUUCUGUAACCAACCAAAAGUACUUGAAUCUUGAACCGUCUCUUGCAAUGGACUGGCUAGAGAUAUCAUGGGAUGAAUUACAUAUCAAAGAGCGUGUUGGUGCUGGCUCCUUUGGAACCGUGCAUCGUGCUGAAUGGCAUGGAUCGGAUGUAGCAGUCAAAGUUCUUACUAUGCAGGAUUUCGAUGAUGAUGACUUGAAGGAGUUUCUAAGAGAGGUUGCAAUAAUGAAACGUGUAAGGCAUCCGAAUGUAGUUCUCUUCAUGGGUGCAGUUACAAAGCGUCCACAUCUAUCAAUAGUGACGGAAUAUCUGCCCAGAGGUAGUUUAUUCCGCCUCAUACACAAGCCAGCUUCUGGUGAAAUGAUGGAUAAUAGGAAGAAAUUACGCAUGGCAUUGGAUGUGGCCAAGGGGAUCAAUUAUCUUCAUUGUCUUAAUCCUCCUGUCGUGCACUGGGAUCUUAAAUCUCCAAAUUUAUUGGUCGAUAAAAAUUGGACAGUAAAGGUAGCCGAUUUUGGUUUGUCCAGAUUCAAAGCAAACACUUUCAUAUCAUCGAAGUCUGUUGCUGGAACACCUGAGUGGAUGGCUCCAGAGUUCCUUCGUGGAGAACCAUCAAACGAGAAGUCUGAUGUUUACAGUUUUGGAGUGAUCCUGUGGGAGCUAGUAACCAUGCAACAGCCCUGGAAUGGUCUUAGCCCUGCACAGGUAGUUGGAGCUGUUGCUUUCCAAAAUAGAAGACUCACUAUCCCACAGAAUGUCUCCCCAGUCUUGGCAUCCCUUAUGGAAUCUUGCUGGGCCGACGAUCCCGCUCAACGCCCAUCUUUUCCUAGUAUAGUAGACUCUCUAAAGAAGUUGCUGAAGUCACCUGGGCAGUUAAUACAGAUGGGUGGAAAAUAACAUAGGAGUACUCAAUGCAAGGCCACUCCAUAAUAUAUAUGAAAAUAUGGAAGAUUCUCCAAUUCGCUGAGGUGAUUUGGCGAAGUUAAAUAAC